GGAACUAAUCGUUGACGAUCUCGCGCCAUGGCUCGAAUGUGCUCGUAGCACUGACCACACUGACGGAAAGUAUUUAUUUUUUCUGCCCUCGUCUCGUCUUAUGAAAGUGGCUUUCACUUUACGUAUGACGUCCACUUCAUUAUACUGGUGGUAAAACUGGUUGUCCAUACAAUUCUUACAAGGCGAUCCGCGUACUAGAGGUUGCCUGGCCAGUUCGCCCUUGUCAACAUGAGUGCCAGGACGACGUCCAGGUUCGACAGCUUUGGCUACAGAUGUAUGACGUGGCUCGCCGAAAAAUUCCAAAUAGCUCAGGUAACUCUCCGUGUACUGUUUUCACGCGAUGACGAAGACAGCUUUGAGGUCCAACAACCAAGCCUCCCAGAGCCCAAAUUGUGCGACAACGUGCCCUCAAGGUGUCAUUGCAACACCGUUUGCACCCUUCCGCCGGCUGCAGAAACUGCAUUGAUGGUACUGCAAGAGGAAGUAGCAUCACUGAAGCAUCAAGUGUCAAUUCUGUUUGCUGACAGAAAUGCUCGCGUCACAGUCUCAGUGCCGCCACCGCCUCCUCCUCCUCCUCCCCCCAUGGUUUCUAUUCCUACUACGCCACAGCAUGCAAGUUCUGAAAAAAAGAACUUAGCGCGUGCUUCAAGUUCUAGAUGUGCGCAGGAAGCUCGACAAAAAAGCGCGCUCCUGGAGGUACUCAAGGACUUGGGAAAAGUGACGUUGAAGAAAGUCGAAAAGUCACCCAGUGGAACACCACUGAAAAGCAAGUCCUCUACAUGCGAGUCUCUUUCUGCCGACCCCAACACUCGGCUCACUGCGGCCCUGCGAGCCCGCUAUGCAUCGCUUCACCCUGGCGAUAGUUCAGAUGAAAGCACCACUGAACCAUGGAGCCCGGCUUCUCCCAGAUCACCUGUGCAUGUGGAUCUAUCAAAGAAGACGUCUUCCAUUGCGAAAAAGCAACAACGCUUUCACUCCUGACCUGCAGUCCCAAGCCCAGAAGGUCUCUGCUUAACGUGUGCGUGCAUGUACAAACUCCAAUGCUCAUAUUUUAUGUACAUAAAUAAAUAAUUUUAUAGUUCACAGAA
Messenger RNA from Ornithodoros turicata, 1088 nucleotides. RefSeq names its product mitochondrial fission regulator 2-like. Lineage: Eukaryota; Metazoa; Arthropoda; Arachnida; Ixodida; Argasidae. The transcript has 7 exons. The coding region runs from base 229 to 981 and encodes 250 amino acids. The record is from RefSeq and is a predicted model, not a curated record.